CAUUAGUGAAUCUUGUUUGUGGCAUUCGCUCAAUAUAGUAUACAAAAGUUAAUAUUAAUUUUAAUUGUUUUUAAUUAAACUAUUUAUGGUAUACAGUUAUUAAUUAGUAUUAUUUAAGUAGUUGUUGUGAUGUUAUUACAUAAUAAACAUGUCUAACGAGACCUGGAAACUUGAGAAGGAUCUCUGUCGUUGUUGUCAUUCAGAAGGUUCCUUCAAGAAUCUAUCGGAGACUUCUGACGAGGGCCAGGAAGUAUACUCCGAUAUGUUGCAGUUCGCUCUAGAUAUUAAUGUGUUACCAGUAGCUGGUAUGCUGUGCUGUGUCACGUACACGAUAUGUGAGCAGUGUUCAGACAGGCUGCGAGAUGCGGUCAGCUUCAAACGGCAAGUGCUGCAGUGCGAGGAGCGAUUUCGGGAUAUGUAUGACAAGGAUGGCAUUAAAGUGCUCACAACUGGUGAUUUAAAAGUGAAAGAAGAAGUGCCCGAAGAGUAUCCUGAAGUUGACGGCAAACCAGACCUGCCGACCAUGGAUGGUGACGAUAGCGAUGAUUUCCCAUUAAAUGAUCUCAACAGCGAAGAAAUCAAACAGGAGGACCCGAAGAAAAGUAAACCCAAGAAGGCGAAACAGAAGAAGAAACUCGGCCGGCCGAAGAAGACUGACGCGGGGAACGGAGAGAAGAAAGGCGGCAAGACGCCUACGAAGUCCAUCUUUCGGCUGCAAGAGGCCGACUACACCAGAGACGGAGAGCAGUACGUGUGCGGACGAUGCGAUAAGAGAUACGACAAGAUCUUCUCCCUAAGGUUUCACGUGAAGACCAAACAUUACAAGAUACCGAGGUUCUCUUGUCCGUAUUGCAUGGAGACCUUCUUCACUCCGGCUCCUCUGACCGUCCACAAGCUCCAGGAACACAACAUAGAUGAUAGGUUUAACUGUAACGCCUGCAAAGGGACAUUCAAUACUAAAAUACAGUUAAGGAAGCACAUAAACAAUUUCCAUAUGCUGGGCGAAAAAUACAAGUGUGAAUUUUGUGAGUACGAAUCAUUCAGUUUCGAAGGUCUGUACAAACAUAAGUUUAAACACAAAACUGUGAAAGAUUACCACUGUAGGUUCUGCAGGAAAUCGUUUUUGAGGAAGACGACCCUGGACCUUCAUGAGAGGAUACACACAGGUGACAGGCGGAAGAUAUGUAAGGUGUGCGGCCAAGCGUUCGUUCAGAAGGCAAGUCUCAAUUAUCAUAUGACUAAAUAUCAUCCAGAGGUGAAUUUCUAGUGAUGCGAAACGGUGAUGUGUAUGUCAAAUGAUCAUAGUGACUGUUAUAAUGACGUUAGUGUUUUUUAACAACUUUUAGCCGCGACUUUGUCUGUGUGACGAGGAUAUGUUCGCUGACCGGGUGAAAAAAUAGCCUGUGUCCUUCUCCAUCCGAUAUAGUACCUGUUAACCAGAUUUUAUAGAGAUUGGUUAAGGCGAUAAGAGGUAACAGACAAACAAACUCGAUUUCACAUUUGUAAUUUUAGUAUGGAUUUUGGUGGUAGAUACCACUUCAAUAUGGCGUAUUAAAAUAAACAUAUGUCAGAUUUUAAGUUAGGCCUGCGGGAAUACAACUGUGAAAUUCGUUUUUAAUUUGGUGCAAAUAAAUAAAUAAUGUCUCAUAUAAAUGUAUUUUGUUUCACUGUAUAAUUUUAAAUGUCCAUAUAUUGUACGCUUAUAUAGCAGGACAUGGAGAUACUAUUUAACUCAUGUAAUACCUUAAUUUAACCUAUGAUCCACAGUAAAGUCUUUGUAUUUGUAUUUAUUUGUAUUUGCAAUAUAUUUGCGUGAUGUCGUAAUAAACACACAGACAGCCAAAAUUUUUAUAAAUUGUUGUCGCAUUUAUCACUCUUAUUAAGACCCCUUAUAUUGUUUUAUCUAAAAAAAAAUCCCUAUGUACAUGGUUUGGUUACAAUUUUAUUACAUCAAUAAUAUAUAUGUAAAAUAUUUGACAACACGUUAUUUGGGACUGUGACGUCACAUAUCGUCAUUUAUUACAAACUGUUAUUUUUUUAAAUGCUAUUUCUUUAUACGUGUUAAACAUUUUUUAACGGGUGACGUAAAUAAUAAUAAUAAUAAACUCUUUAUUGCGCACAGUAGAGAUGUAUACAAGGAGUAUUUAUACAGAAUGUGCAUAUACAAAAGGCGGCCUUAUCGCUAAAAGCAAUCUCUUACAGACAACCUGGCAUUUUGUAAAUUGUAUCACAUUAUAUGUAUUGAUUGGAAUUUUACUCGUAUUGUUAAAUAAUAACUAUCGGGAGUUAUACUACGGUAUUACUCACGUUUUAAAUUCGGGGAUGCCCAACUAGUAUUAUUAUUCUUUUAAUGUUAUUUCUUUAUUUUUAUGACAUAUAAUGACUCUGUGAUUUCGCGAGAAUAUCACGUAAUACAGUGACUGUAUCGUUAGUGCUGAAUUUUAGAUGUUAUUUCUUAUUUUUCAACCGAUUUCAAAAAAAGAAGUCCUCAAUUCUGUUGUAUUUUUUUAUAUUUAUUACCUCAUAUUUUGCCUACUUCUCAUACAUUAUCUACCAUAUCAUAGUUUAUCAUUUAGCCAUUUGAAACAUCUUUUUCUUAUCUGAAAAGAUAUCCUUCCAGACUGGUCUCAUACAAAUUUUAUUGAAAACCGUUCAGGAGUUUAGUUUUAAAUCCAAGUAACUGGUUACUUCACGAUUGAAAUUGGUGCUUUUUUUGUGAAACUAAUCCUACGUUAUGUAUUUUUUCUUUUUUUUUUUAUUGAAAGAAAAUGGACUGGUAAACCCGCUUGCGCUAAUGGGAUACGUUGGCGGGGCACCAGUAAAGGGUGAUCGAUGAGGAUGAAAACAGGCCAGUUAGCCCAUCAUAAUGAACUCAUCAGGAAUUAAUCAUGAUAGUUUCCAGGGGGAACGGCGAGGAGGUUGACCUGGUUGGAUAUAUUGCUAGCAAUGGGAUUCUUAAUCUCCAUUACUAACAAUCCCUUCCCCCCCUAAGUUAUGUAUUAUAGUUUUAAAAUAGAUAUCAUGUGGAAUUGAAACUGGAACGUGAACUGUGUAAUUUUAUUUGUAUUUUUUAAUUUUUUUUUUUUUAAAAACUAUUGCCUAAUCUAGAACUGUGAUUUGGCGAAUAUAUCACAUAAAUGCAGUGAUUAUAUCAUGUUAUUUUUUUUAGAUGCUAUUUUCUUUAAAUGUGAUUUUUAACACGUAUCAUGUUAUUUGGAACUGUGACUUAUGAGAGUGUAAUAUAACACAAAUAUUCAGCGACUGUAAUAGUAUUUUUUGUAUGCAAUUUGAUUAUUUUUAUAUAAAAUAAUUAUUAUGAUAUUUUUGGAUGCUAUUUCUUUAUUUUAUAUAAUAUUAUAGAUUUAAAAUAGAUAUCUUUAUAUGAUUUGAAACUUUAACGUCACAUAAUAUAAUAAGCAGUGACUUUAAUUUUAUUUUUUUAUAUAAAGUUAUUUUUUAUGAUAAUUCUCUAUUUUUAUUAUGAAUAUUUAAAAAUUAAUUAUAAUUAUUUUUAUAUAAUUUAAGAAUUUUGUGCUAAGUGGUUUUUUUUGUGCAAUAUUAACAAAUCAAAAGAAUAAAUAGGCACGAUAUAGUUUGAACUUUUUUUAAUUCUUUAAUCGUCACUUAUGAUUCUACCGCUGGGCUCGGAAUAAAUAUUAAUGAAAUAA
Messenger RNA from Galleria mellonella (greater wax moth), 3668 nucleotides. RefSeq names its product zinc finger imprinted 3-like. The record is from RefSeq and is a predicted model, not a curated record. Bases 149 to 1267 code for a protein of 372 amino acids. Gene Ontology annotation, molecular function: zinc ion binding; DNA-binding transcription factor activity, RNA polymerase II-specific; RNA polymerase II transcription regulatory region sequence-specific DNA binding. The transcript is spliced from 6 exons. NCBI's taxonomy places the organism in Eukaryota, Metazoa, Arthropoda, Insecta, Lepidoptera, Pyralidae. Gene Ontology annotation, biological process: regulation of transcription by RNA polymerase II. Gene Ontology annotation, cellular component: nucleus.